Molecule: messenger RNA, 828 nt
Organism: Aureobasidium uvarum
Lineage: Eukaryota; Fungi; Ascomycota; Dothideomycetes; Dothideales; Saccotheciaceae
Source: the annotation of a GenBank genome assembly
AUGUCAUCCUCCACCGAAACAUCACUUGAAAACUACGCAACCCUCCCACACCGCGAGCUCAACCCUACAGCCAAACAAACCAUCCUCCUCAUCCACGGUGCCUGCGGAGAUGGCAGCAACUGGAAUGCCAUAACACCCCACCUCACAAACUACCACAUCCUCGCUCCCGAUUUACCCGGUCACGGCAUAGCAAAAGACCACCCCUUCACAAUAACCAAAGCCGCAGCCGCACUCCACGAUCUCCUGCUCGCUCGCGCACAUGACCAAGUGGCUUACAUCGUAGGCUUCAGUCUCGGUGCCCAUGUGGCCAUACGCCUAGUCUCCCAUCACCCUACCAUCGCAACCUGUGUCCUGGUAUCCGGCUUCCAAGUCUUGUUUGGANNAACAAGCAGCAAGGCAUUCUCUGCAUAUCUGCCUCACGCAAUAUGGGCAGAACAGCGAUUGGAGUCUGCAAUCCCGCGCUCGUGGAUUCGCUGGGCGAUGGAUGGGAUUGAUAUCCCUCGCUCGGAUCCAAGUUUAUGUACAGUGGACUAUUAUCGUCAAGUCUUUGCUACCUCGCCUGAUGCGGAGAGAUGGCCAAAGCCGUGGCCGGCGAGGACGUUGGUUAUUGCGGCGGGUAAAGGUGGCUUGGUGCCUUCGAAUGAUAGGCCUGAAGAUUCGAGGAGGUUGGCUGGGAUUGGUCGUGAGGUCAAUGGUGCUACUAGGGCGGUUAUGCAUCCUGACAUGAGGCAUCCCUGGAUCUGGCAGGCUCCAGAACUAUUUGCAGAAACCACAAAGCUCUGGCUCGAACAGGGGACUGUCCCGGCAGGAUUUGUAUCCUUGGAUUGA